Molecule: messenger RNA, 1520 nt
Organism: Coregonus clupeaformis (lake whitefish)
Lineage: Eukaryota; Metazoa; Chordata; Actinopteri; Salmoniformes; Salmonidae
Product: transcription factor A, mitochondrial-like
Exons: 5
Source: RefSeq, a predicted model, not a curated record
GUCAUCAGACUUUGUAUCAUUAAAACAUUGGUAUACAUAAUCAGCAAAUAACAGUGAUUUAGGGUCUUCAAUUAUGGCUAUGGCUUAUGCUGUUUAGCACUUUGUAUAGUUAAAGAACGGUACACUUUUUAUUAAUGUUCAUGUGUUCUAAUUCACUGCUGAUGGAAGCAUGGAAUAUUGUCCUGAGAGAAGCAUGAAUUCCAGUUCUAUUAUGGGUUAAAUAUUCCACUCUAGUUUAAAGGCUCAACAUGUUCAGUGGAGUGAAUGAAGCUCACACUGAGUUGAGUUGGAACUGCUGACUCCUGAAAGACACUCCCAGGGAAAAGAGUGCAGGCCACUGGAGGGGAAAUUCAGAUGGUUACUCUUCUGAUCAAACAGUUGGAAAGUGUGGUGGAGGCAUGCUUGCCCCCUGUUAUUGGGUAUGGCCAAGGGGCAUUAGGCCUUGCCCCCUGUUAUUGGGUAUGGCCAAGGGGCAUUAGGCUCUUACACUAGUAGCUGAUUAUUAAAGAUGAUACUGCCGUUCCAUUUUCAUCCCUCAAAAUGGUCAUCAUUUGGGAAGCUCUGAUUGGACUUCUGGCAACGCCUACUCACAAGAACUAAUGCAAUGAAACCCAUGGAUCAAGAACGCAGCAAUGAUCAUUUAUUUAAAUGAAACCCUUAGGCCAAGAACACGGCAAUUUAUUGGAGUUAUUCUAAAGUCACUUGCUUAUUUAUGGUUGACAUUUCUUUUAAAUUGGUUGACGUUCCCAUUUGUGGUGAAUGUGCUGCAGUGAAUGUUAAACUACGUAAACACUGCCAUGACCUUAUCCCACAAUGCAGCUGGAUGGUGAAAGCGCGUUAUCCGUGCAUGGCAGGGGCAGAAGGACGUUACUGAAUUAGAUAGCUGUUAAACAACGAGUAGCUAGUGAGCCAGUCAGCCGGGACAGUAACGUUGUUGUCUCUGUCAGAACUAUAUUCGGACCGUCUAGUUGAUUCAACCAGACAUGGCGCCCUUCGGUCUCCUGUCUGCUGGUGCCAGCCUUUUGGCCAAGUCACUCAGUCUCUUCUCCAACGCUUCCAGUCUUGCAAGGUUCGUCAGUGUGAUCCCAGCUGUAAAGAGCUUCACCACCAGUGCAGGUGCGCCCCCCAAGAGGCCCCUGAACGGAUACAUGAGAUUUGUGAAACAGCAACAACCUCUCGUUGUCAGGCAGUAUCCAGAUGUGAAAGCUGUGGACGUGAUAAGGAAGAUUGCACAGCAGUGGAGAACUCUGACAGCAGACCAGAAACAGCCUUUUCAACAGGCGUCAGUGGUUGCCAGGGAACAGUUUAAGGUGGACCUGCAGAGGUACCAGUCCCAACUCAGCCCGGCACAGGCUGCUGCUCUGAAAGAGGAGAGGAGACGGAGGCUGGCCAAGAGGAAAGCCAUCAGAAGGAAGAGGGAGUUGAACAGUCUGGGCAAACCCAAACGCCCCCGGUCGGCCUUUAACAUCUACAUGGCAGAACACUAUGAGGAGUCCAGAGGGAUUACCAUGCAGGUUAGU